GAGCGGAGGGGAGGCAGGGGAAGGCUCUCCCGGGCGGGCGGGUGGGCGCCGGGUGCUGGCGCUGGUGGCGGUGUCCCCGGAGCGGGGCUGGCGGCGGCGGUGCGGGAGAGGCGGGGAAGGCGCCGGGGCGGCUGCGGGCCCGCCGCGCUUGCCGUGGCUGACCCCGCCCCGCCGCCUCCAGCCCCACGCACCCGCACCCCACUCACUCACACACACACACACGCACUCACACGCACACGCCGCCGGCGCGGCUCCGGAGCCGGCUGGCGGAGGGAGGCGGCCACGCCGGGUCACCUUCCCGGCCGCCGGCAGCGAGUAGGGCGCCCGCGCCGCUGCCUCCACCCCCGCCGCCGCCAUCCGCCCCUCCGGGCCGUCCCCGCCCGGGUGAGCGGGAGCCCCGGGCCGGCGCGGGCAUGAGCAGCGCAGGGGGGAGCGUCGUCCUCCCUCCCGGGGAGCCGCAGCAAGAGCCCGCCGGCCCGCCGCAGCUGCCGGCCGGAGCGGGGGAGGCGAGCGGGGACAUCCCGGAGGACGGGGAGAGCGGCGGCCCCGGCGCCGGCGAGGGCCGGAGGGGCGGCUCGGAGAGCGGCCGCGCCGAGGCGAGGGCCGCCGCCGGCGACAAGCCCGAGACCCGCUCGGUGUGCAGCAGCGAGAGCGGCAGCGGCAGCCACCCCGGCGGGGCCGGCCCCAUCUGCAAGAUCUGCUUCCAGGGCCCCGAGCAGGGUGAAUUGUUAAAUCCCUGCCGCUGUGAUGGGUCAGUACGAUACACACAUCAGCUUUGCCUGUUAAAGUGGAUAAGUGAAAGAGGGUCAUGGACCUGUGAACUCUGCUGUUACAGAUACCAUGUUAUAGCAAUUAAAAUGAAGAAGCCUUGCCAGUGGCAAAGCAUUACUAUAACACUGGUUGAGAAAGUGCAGAUGGUUGCUGUAAUCCUAGGAUCUCUGUUCUUAGUAGCAAGUGUGACUUGGCUUCUAUGGUCAGCCUUCAGCCCUUAUGCAGUAUGGCAAAGAAAGGACAUCCUUUUUCAAAUCUGCUAUGGAAUGUAUGGUUUUAUGGAUCUAGUAUGCAUAGGACUGAUAGUACACGAAGGUGCUUCUGUUUAUCGAGUGUUUAAGCGCUGGAGGGCUGUGAAUCUACACUGGGAUGUGUUAAAUUAUGAUAAAGCCACAGACAUAGAAGAGAGCAAUCGAGGAGAACCCUCAGCAGGAAGGACAUUGUGGUUACCACUGACUGCAUUUAGAAACAGAAGUUUGGUUCAUCCCACACAGUUAACCUCACCAAGAUUUCAGUGUGGCUAUGUAUUGUUACAUCUGUUCAACCGCAUGAGACCUCAGGAAGAUUCAUCAGAAGAUAACGGCUCUGGGGAAGUAGUGAUGAGAGUGACCUCAGUGUAAAGAUUAUGCUCACUGUGCUACACAGAUAGGAUAACGUGCCCUGAUGUCACAGGACUUUGGAAUGUAGUUACAAUGAAUGGUGAAACCAUUAACACUUGAAAAAAUAUAUACACAUUUUUUUUUUAAAUUUAAUGCUUUUUAUAUGAUCAACUAAAACACAAAUACAUUUUUCUGGGGAAAAAAAAAGUCUCUUGCUUUUUAUAUAGUCUGGUUUAUUAGAUCUUUUGUCAAUUUGUACCUGAGGUGUAUACAAUAUAGUUUAACUCUUAGGUCUUUGAAUGAUGAGGAAACUCAUUUUUAAGUAAAAAAAAAAAUAUUUAAAUGUAUUUUCUUAAACUCUGGCUUUAAUCCACCACUGUUAUUCUUCCCACUUUCAUAAGGAUUAAACUGAACAACCUUCUUCCAAAAAGAAAAGAAUGCUGACACAAGCCAAAUAUUCUUCCUUUUCUGUGUUUAUUUUGUUGUUGUUUGUAGCUCAGUUCAGGUGUAUGAAAGUAAGUAAAGGAUGUAUUGUCCCUUGCCUUUAAGCAGAAGGGACCCAUGGCUGUUCUACAAAUCAUGAGGGAAGAUGCCAACUCUCCUUUUAGCUCUCCCUCA
Molecule: messenger RNA, 1988 nt
Organism: Phalacrocorax carbo (great cormorant)
Lineage: Eukaryota; Metazoa; Chordata; Aves; Suliformes; Phalacrocoracidae
Source: RefSeq, a predicted model, not a curated record